UCUUCUGACUUUGCUUUUACACAAAGGUUCUGUGAUAUUUCUGCUCCUCCGUUUAAAAGCCAGAAGAUUUUACAGCAAUAAGGUUUUCAAAACCCGGAAUUUGCAUUGUUUUUCAGUGCACUGACUUCCAGGACAAGGACUCAUCUGCACCCGCCCAAAUACCAUGGCACUGCGUGCGCCCUUUGCCACCGGAUCCUCCCCUUCCAAUGAGACUUUCUGAUUGUGUCUACCAACUCUCCUAUUAGGAAACCCGUGGGUUGCAUGCAGCUAUUCUGUUGUAUUCUCUUUCUCACUCCCUCCCCUCUCUCACUCACACUCUUGCUGGAGGCACACCAAUACCGUUCUGCUGAGAAGAAAAAGCCCACAACUACCGUAAGCGAUUAAGACAAUAUGCGCAACUCUCGCCUUUCAUAGCCACCACUAUUUAAAUCUGGCAAGAGCCAACACCAGUCUUUGCAAGAAUGGAGUCGGUAAAACAAAGGAUUUUGACCCCAGGAAAAGAGGGGCUAAAGAAUUUUGCUGGAAAAUCCCUUGGCCAGAUCUACAGGGUACUGGAGAAGAAGCAAGACACCGGGGAGACCAUCGAGCUGACGGAGGAUGGGAAGCCCCUGGAGGUGCCAGAGAAGAAGGCUCCACUCUGCGACUGCACCUGCUUUGGCCUGCCGCGUCGCUACAUCAUCGCCAUCAUGAGCGGCCUGGGCUUCUGCAUCUCCUUCGGCAUCCGCUGCAACCUGGGCGUGGCCAUCGUGGACAUGGUCAACAACAGCACCAUCCACCGCGGGGGCAAGGUCAUCAAGGAGAAAGCCAAAUUCAACUGGGACCCAGAAACCGUGGGGAUGAUCCACGGUUCUUUCUUUUGGGGCUACAUCAUCACCCAGAUUCCGGGCGGCUACAUCGCGUCUCGGCUGGCCGCCAACAGGGUUUUUGGAGCUGCCAUACUUCUUACAUCUACUCUGAAUAUGCUAAUCCCAUCAGCAGCCAGAGUGCAUUAUGGGUGUGUCAUCUUUGUCCGGAUACUGCAGGGGCUUGUUGAGGGUGUCACCUACCCAGCAUGUCAUGGGAUAUGGAGUAAAUGGGCUCCUCCUCUAGAGAGGAGUAGAUUGGCAACCACUUCCUUUUGCGGUUCAUAUGCUGGAGCUGUAAUUGCAAUGCCUUUAGCUGGCAUUCUUGUGCAGUAUACUGGUUGGUCUUCAGUAUUCUAUGUCUAUGGAAGCUUUGGAAUGGUCUGGUACAUGUUUUGGCUUUUGGUGUCUUAUGAGAGUCCUGCAAAGCAUCCUACUAUUACAGAUGAAGAACGUAGGUACAUUGAAGAAAGCAUUGGAGAGAGUGCAAAUCUUUUAGGUGCAAUGGAAAAAUUCAAGACCCCAUGGAGGAAAUUUUUUACAUCUAUGCCUGUCUAUGCAAUAAUUGUUGCCAACUUCUGCAGAAGCUGGACAUUUUACUUACUGCUGAUUAGUCAGCCAGCAUACUUUGAGGAAGUCUUUGGAUUUGAAAUCAGCAAGGUUGGCAUGCUAUCUGCUGUGCCACACUUAGUAAUGACAAUUAUUGUGCCCAUUGGAGGACAGAUUGCAGAUUUUCUAAGAAGCAAGCAAAUUCUUUCAACUACUACAGUAAGAAAGAUCAUGAAUUGUGGUGGUUUUGGCAUGGAAGCAACCCUGCUUCUGGUCGUUGGCUAUUCUCACACUAGAGGGGUAGCUAUCUCAUUCUUGGUACUUGCAGUGGGAUUCAGUGGAUUUGCUAUUUCUGGUUUCAAUGUUAACCACUUGGAUAUUGCUCCGAGAUAUGCCAGUAUCUUAAUGGGCAUUUCAAAUGGUGUUGGCACGUUGUCAGGAAUGGUUUGCCCUAUCAUUGUUGGUGCAAUGACAAAGAAUAAGUCACGCGAAGAAUGGCAGUAUGUUUUCCUGAUUGCUGCCCUGGUCCACUACGGCGGAGUUGUAUUUUAUGCAAUAUUUGCCUCAGGAGAGAAGCAACCCUGGGCAGACCCUGAGGAAACAAGUGAAGAAAAAUGUGGAUUUAUCCAUGAAGAUGAGCUCGAUGAAGAAACAGGGGACAUUACUCAAAAUUAUAUAAAUUAUGGUACCACCAAGUCUUAUGGUGCCACAACACAGGCCAAUGGAGGUUGGCCUAAUGGUUGGGAAAAGAAGGAGGAAUUUGUACAAGAAGAAGUACAAGACUCAUACACCUAUAAGGAGCGAGAUGACUAUUCAUAACAAAGCUAAUUGCUGGAUUUAUUUUUAGUGUUUGUGAUUAAAUUAAUUGUGAUUGCACAAAAAUAAAAAAAAAAAA
Molecule: messenger RNA, 2286 nt
Organism: Lontra canadensis (Northern American river otter)
Lineage: Eukaryota; Metazoa; Chordata; Mammalia; Carnivora; Mustelidae
Gene: SLC17A6
Product: solute carrier family 17 member 6
Exons: 12
Coding region: 462-2210 (582 amino acids)
Biological process (GO): monoatomic anion transport; synaptic transmission, glutamatergic; transmembrane transport
Cellular component (GO): excitatory synapse; synaptic vesicle membrane
Molecular function (GO): L-glutamate transmembrane transporter activity; neurotransmitter transmembrane transporter activity
Source: RefSeq, a predicted model, not a curated record